AUUCUGGGAGAGAAAAAUGGCGGCUGCUAGUGUUUGCCAUAGAAUAGGAAGGUUCUUGGAGAUGGCGCCAGCGUUGGGACGUUGGCCACGGGUUUACAGCACGUCCCCUGCCUUCUCUGAAGUGCUAAGGCUGCCCCAGAAACAACUAACGAAAGUAGUGUACCCGCUGCGGGAACUGGAGCGGCACCUCGUCGCGGACACUAGGCCAGGCCUUAUCGAACAGAGCCUCUUCGACCCGAGCCUGGAGGACAUCGCCAAGGCAGAGAGCAUCUUCGCAGUCACGGCCCGGAACCGCAUCGAGUACCUCAGCUCCGCGGUCCGCCUCGACCACGCCCCGAGCCUGCAGCAGCCGGAGGUGUGUUUCAUAGGCCGAAGCAAUGUUGGAAAAUCCUCCUUGAUAAAGGCCUUAUUUUCCCUGGCCCCUGACGUAGAAGUCAGGGUCUCCAAAAAACCGGGACACACAAAGAAAAUGAAUUUUUUCAAAGUUGGAAAACAUUUUACAUUGGUGGACAUGCCAGGGUAUGGCUAUAGAGCACCCGAAGAUUUUGUUGACAUGGUAGAGGCCUAUCUAAAAGAACGAAAGAAUUUGAAAAGAACAUUUUUAUUAGUGGAUAGUGUUGUUGGAAUUACAAAGUUCGACAAUAUUGCCAUAGAAAUGUGUGAAGAAUUUGCCUUGCCUUAUGUGAUGGUAUUAACAAAAACUGACAAAUCUUCCAAGGGAUAUCUUUUAAAACAAGUGCUUCAGAUCCAGAAGUUUGUUAACACACAAACGCAAGGCUGUUUCCCUCAGUUGUUUCCUGUAAGUGCAAUGACUUAUUCUGGAGUCCAUGUGUUGAAGUGCUUUAUAGCAGACAUAACAGGAAGUCUUAAGUAAAUGCAGAUGCAACUUCAAGGUUCUUCACGUCAGCUGGAGUUAAACACCCAGAAGAAUUCCAAUAUUGUUUUAAAUAUUGGGCAUUUCAACUUGAAUGAACUUCAGCUUUAAAAUCUGCAUUAUCCUGAAGCAAGAGUGAAUUUGUUGGGGGUAAGCCUUAUAAAUAAUUACAUCUUAUGUUCAUUAGGACAGAUGUUAACUGGCU
Molecule: messenger RNA, 1079 nt
Organism: Acomys russatus (golden spiny mouse)
Lineage: Eukaryota; Metazoa; Chordata; Mammalia; Rodentia; Muridae
Gene: Gtpbp8
Product: GTP binding protein 8 (putative)
Exons: 6
Coding region: 17-874 (285 amino acids)
Cellular component (GO): mitochondrion
Molecular function (GO): GTP binding
Source: RefSeq, a predicted model, not a curated record